UUAAAGUUGAAGAGGUUGAAACAAAAAGAGGGAGGGAGAGAGAGCAAAAUGGAGUGGAGGAAAUGGUACUUAGACGCUAUUAUUGUGCCCUUAGCUCUUGUGAUGAUGCUUUGUUACCACAUCUACUUGUACUUGAUGGUUCGUUCACAUCCCUUCUCCACCGUCCUCGGCAUUAACUCUCGCGGCCGCCGGCUCUGGAUUUCUGCUAUGAUCAAGGAGAAUCACAAGACGAACAUAUUGACGGUACAAACACUGCGUAACAUAGUGAUGGGAGCUACACUGAUGGCUACCACCUGCGUGCUCCUCUGUGCCGGUCUAGCCGCAGUGAUAAGCAGCACUUACAGCAUCAAGAAGCCCCUAAACGACGCCGUUUAUGGUGCUCAUGGAGAUAUCGCCAUAGCCGUCAAGUACCUAACAAUUCUCACAAUCUUCAUAUUCUCCUUCUUCUGCCACUCUCUCUCUAUUCGUUUCCUAAACCAAGUCGCCAUUCUCGUUAACAUCCCUAAUUUAGACCCUAAUCCCUCUGGUGACUUGUUUCUCACGUCUGAGUACGUGAGCGAGCUCUUCGAAAAGGGUUUAUUGCUCAACACGGUAGGUAACAGGUUGUUCUACGCUGGCUUUUCUCUGAUGCUAUGGAUCUUUGGUCCCAUCCUCGUGUUCUUGAGCGUUUUGGUGAUGGUGCUUGCUCUUUAUCACCUGGAUUUUGUGCCUUGCAGCAGCAAUAAAGAGAAACAAGUGGAUUGUCGUCGCGCCUCUGAUCUUCCAAAUGUUGAUGAUGAUUCAUGA
This is a messenger RNA of Eutrema salsugineum, 786 nucleotides long. RefSeq lists its product as uncharacterized. Lineage: Eukaryota; Viridiplantae; Streptophyta; Magnoliopsida; Brassicales; Brassicaceae. The record is from RefSeq and is a predicted model, not a curated record.